This is a messenger RNA of Aspergillus candidus, 2061 nucleotides long. RefSeq names its product zinc finger CCCH domain-containing protein. Gene Ontology annotation, molecular function: metal ion binding. The transcript is spliced from 6 exons. NCBI's taxonomy places the organism in Eukaryota, Fungi, Ascomycota, Eurotiomycetes, Eurotiales, Aspergillaceae. The coding region runs from base 328 to 1794 and encodes 488 amino acids. The record is from RefSeq and is a predicted model, not a curated record.
GAUCAUUUCUAAAGUUUAAGCGACAAUCACAAACAAUCAGAUGGGACAACGACUGGUGACAAUGGAUCAGUGAAGAUAGUGCAUCAAGGACAUACUAGCCCCGCCUUCAAUUUGGGUUUUCUCGUUUUUUCCCCUCACCAUCCUCAACCCGCAUGUCCAACCUUGCCAUCCAACGGCUCUCGCCGAUCUACACGCGGUCCUUCCUGAUUGACACUGACACGUAAAGACCUAACUGCUGGGAGGCCUGAUACCUGUUUUGGGCUAUAUACCUGUCCCUCGUGGAAAUUUCCCCGCUAUAAUCCCCACUUCCAAAACGACAUCAACAUCAUGCUACGGGACGCUGAUAUCCAAGCCUUGGACAGCCAUGUGGGCUCCAUCAUCCAGGAUAAUGAACAGCAUCAUGAGCGUGUACAGGGUCUGUUGGAACGGUUUCAGCUCCUUCUAGAUAGUUACAACCAGCUCCGGAGUGAUUAUGAGGAGGAGCGGGAGAACCGGGAGAAGUAUAAGAAGCUGGCGCGUGGACAGGAGCGGAACCCUUUUGCAUUGGUGUUGAUUGACGGCGAUGGCUACCAGUUCAAGGAACAUCUGAUUCGUGCGUCGGCAGAAGGCGGCAUCACUGCGGCGCGUUUAUUAAACGAUUCGAUCAAGGAACUCCUCCAUGAGCGACUAGGUCCUCAAGCGGAUCAGUGCCGGAUCAUGGUUCGCAUUUAUUCCAAUCUUUUGGGGCUGUCCCGGUCACUAGCCCGUAACGGGCUGGUUGGAAACGAAGCACGGUCUCUAUCGCCGUUUGCUUCGAGCUUUACUCGUUCUCAGGAUUUGUUCGACUAUAUCGAUGCCGGGGAUAAGAAAGAGGGCGCGGAUUAUAAGAUUAGAGAGUUCUUCCGGUUGUUUGUAGAGAACAAUCAGUGUAAACAUAUCUUCUUUGCGGGAUGUCAUGAUACUGGCUAUCUGUCUUUGCUGACCCCCUACGUUGGCAAGUCGGAACGCAUUACCCUUCUCAGGGCCGCAUCAUUCCACCCCGAGUUUGAAAGUCUCGGUUUAUCUAUCAGGGAAGUGCCGUCCGUGUUUAUGUCAACUCCGUUGGGUAGUACGCACGUACCCUCAACUCCCGCUACUCCCACGCGGCCUAUCUGCAAACACUUCCAAAAGGGUACCUGCCGAUAUGGGGCCGAUUGCACCAAACUCCAUAUCGCCUCCAAUCCUCAAGUUUCUAAGCAACAAGACCGUAGCCCCCCGCCCCCGUGGCGUACGCCUGUCCCAACUCGCGAUCAAGCCUACUUCUCGCGUCAUCUGCCGAGAGACAGUAGAAAAUCCCGGGAAUUCAUAGCCGUCAAUAAGAACGGAGAGCGUCUGGACACUUACAGUCCUUUGCCCUCUCCCGACGCCUGGGAUGCCUAUAACCGACGAGCCAAGCAGCAUAGGCUGUGCAACAAAUACCACCUCGGUGGUGAAUGUGGGGACCUCAGCUGCGAAUAUGACCACAGUAACUUAGAGUCCACGUGCGUCAGCGUGAUGCAGUAUAUCCUGCGCCAGCACGCCUGUUCUAGGGGGCCUAGCUGCCGCUCUUUGAAGUGCUAUCUCGGUCAUAUUUGCCAGAGGGAUGGCUGCAAGGGUACAAAACCAUGCAAAUUUAGUCGCCAUGCCCACCUGCUCGAUUUAGAUGUCGCGCAAUGGGUCGCCCCUAUUGAGCACGAGAUGGAUGAGACACCUUUGAGCGAUGGUUCGCUGGAGGUGAACUCCACCACUGAUCCUAACAAUAGCUUCUCAUUCCUUAUGAAAGAUGUCGUGUUUUAGACGACCCGAAAAUACGGCAAGUACAACUUUUACUAUCUAACUUGAAAUGCCUCGCAUUGGGUUAUUUUUGCGAGGCUUUUCUGAUUACAUUUACUUUGAUCUUUACUUUAUCGAAGAGCAAAGACAUACACGGACAGAAACUCGAGAGGUGAAUAGAGCCCAACAACAGCGAAGCCAGACAAAACAACACCAGGUCACGGUAUGGGGCCUUGGCAAAGCUACGUGAAUAUUAUCAUUUAAGCUGGAAAAAGUACAACCGUUUUGAAA